Molecule: messenger RNA, 2749 nt
Organism: Clupea harengus (Atlantic herring)
Lineage: Eukaryota; Metazoa; Chordata; Actinopteri; Clupeiformes; Clupeidae
Product: tripartite motif-containing protein 16-like
Exons: 6
Coding region: 378-2045 (555 amino acids)
Molecular function (GO): zinc ion binding; protein binding
Source: RefSeq, a predicted model, not a curated record
UCAUGAGAUCAAUCUUUUUUGUUUGUUGCAGCAGGGCUGUAUAUUGUUUGAACGCCUACUUUUUCUUUUUGGGCCUUUUUUUCAGAAUUAUAACCAUGUGUAUUUCUUGAUGAUUGUCCUUAAAUUCCCUUUUUCCCAUAAUCCAACUCGUGGGUUAACAUGUGUUGUGUUGUUCUCUUGUGCUCUCUGCACUGCUGCCCCUCCCACUCUCACAGAAUAAGGAAGCCACUCCCACCCCUCAGCGCUCAGCCCUUUCCAGAGAAACGAAACUCAGUUCUGCCUCUAACUUGACUCUGUCAGGAAGAGAUUACAACAGUAAACGACACGAACGGAGAGAGAGAGGAAAAUACACAGAGACAGACAGAGAGUGACUCAAAAUGGCAGAGGCCAGUGUUGUUUGGAGUCAGGACCAGUUUAGCUGUCCAAUCUGUCUUGAUCUACUGAAGGAUCCUGUGACUAUUCCCUGUGGACACAGUUACUGUAUGGAUUGUAUCACAAGCUGCUGGGAUCAGGAAGAUCUGAAGGGAGUCCCCAGCUGUCCACAGUGCAGACAGACCUUCACACCAAGGCCAGUUCUGGGCAGAAACACCAUGCUGGCUGAAGUGGUGGAGAAACUGAAGAUUAUGGGACUCCAGGCUGCUCCAGCUGCUCACUGUUAUGCUGGACCUGGAGAUGUGGAGUGUGACGUCUGCAUUGGGAGAAAACGAAAGGCAGUCAAGUCCUGUCUGAUGUGUCUGGCCUCUUACUGUGAAACUCACUUCAGAAUUCAUAAUGAUCUCAACCCAGGGAAAAAACACAAAGUGAUUGAAGCAGCUGGUAAACUAGAAGAUCUGAUCUGCUCUCAUCAUGAUAAACUACUAGAGGUCUUCUGCUGCACUGACCAGAUAUGCAUAUGUAUGCUGUGUGUCAUGGAUGAACAUAAUGGACAUAAAACAGUCUCAGUUGCAGCAGAGAGAACUGAGAAACAGAAACAGUUGGGUGAUACUCAGAGAAAAUCCCAACAGAUAAUCCAGGAAAAAGAGACUGAACUGCAGGACCUGAGACAGGCUGUGAAAACUUUUCAGAGUUCUGCACAGGCAGCAGUGGAGGACGGUGAGAGGAUCUUUACUGAAGUGAUCAGCUCCAUUGAGAGAAGACGCUCUGAGGUGACAGAACUGAUCAGAGAUCAGGAGAGGGCUGAGGUGAAUCGAGCUGAAGAACUCAUGGAGAAACUGGAGCAGGAGAUUGCUGAGCUGAAGAAGAGAGAUGCUGAGCUGGCGCAGCUUUCACACACUGACAACCACAUUUGCUUCCUUAAGAGUUUCCAGUCUCUCCGUUCCUCCUUUGCUUCUGACAACUCAUCCAUACACACGGCCCACACAGAUCUGUCUUUUGAUGAAGUAAAAGAAAGACUCUCUCAGCUCAGGGGGAAACUAGAGGAUGCACUCCAGCGGGGACUAAAGGCCAUUUCUAAAACUGCAGAGCUUGUUAGCUGUCUAUCACUGCCUGAACCCACGACCAGAGAGGAUUUCCUGGCGUAUGCCUGCCAGCUAACCCUGGAUCCCAACACUGCUCAUAAUGAACUCACACUGUCUGAGGGAAACAGAGUUGUACAAAGGUGCCCUGGUGUGAAACAUUCAUAUCCUGACCAUCCAGACAGAUUUGAUAUGUGUCAGGUGCUGUGUAGAGAAGCUGUAUCUAAACACUGCUACUGGGAGGUUGAGUGUUCAGGAAAUGUUUACAUUGCUGUAACAUACAAAGGGCUCACAAGGAAAGGAAGAUCUGCUUCUAUACAACUAGGACACAAUAACAAGUCUUGGAGUUUGGGAAGUUCCACUUCAUACAAGUACAUUUUUAUACAUGAUGAUAAACUAAUGUCAUUCCCUCAUAAGCCCACCUCCACCUCUAGAAUAGGAGUGUAUGUUAAUCACAAGACAGGAACUCUGUCUUUCUACAGUGUCUCUGAUACAAUGACUCUUCUGCACCAAAUACACACCACAUUCACUGAGCCACUGUAUCCUGGCUUUUGGCUCGACAUGUCGAGCAAAAUCAUAUUGUGUCAGUGACAUCAUACAAGCAGAAUCAAAACAGAAUCAAGACAUUCAUGUCUAAUUUGAAUGGAUAAGUCCCUGACACAAGGUUUCUUUCUUCAUUCAGCCCUUCUAGCCUAGCUUUUGGGUUUCAUUUGAGUUACUAAAUUGUACAGAACAAUGGACAGUGAUUGUGCAUGAACAUCACUUGCUUUAAUGUUGUGAAGACAGGACAAUAUGUGUCGUUAUCUACACAGAAAGUUAAUUACCACAGAAACUUGCUUUUAUAUGGUAGCAAAAUGUGGUAGAUUAAAUCGAAUUCAAUUGUAUUUAUAUAGCACCAAAACAAUACAAUGAUCUCAAGGCGCCAUGGUAACAUGAUGACAGAAGAUAAAUAAAGCACAAGCUUACUUUUCAUCUGCAUGACAAGUACUAAAACUAAAACUAAGUGUUUGUGGGAGUCUUUUCUGUUCGGUGAAGUUACCGUAAUAUUUCCAAAACAGUUUCAGUUAAGAAUAAAUAAAUGUUGAUAGCCCAAAUAUAACUGUCAUACAAUUUAUUAUCACCAUACGACAACAUAUUAUCGCUUUUUUUUCUCCCUCCAACACUCUAGUGACGAUCUCAUCGCACACAUACGCACACAUCCACUUCCCUCCCCGUGAAUUCUUUCCCUUUUUUGAUAACUGUAGUUCUACAUUACUGUUUGUGUUAUUUGCAAUAAACUAAAAUCUUUCAAAAAA